Lobosporangium transversale is the source of this 1593-nucleotide messenger RNA. RefSeq names its product prolyl-tRNA synthetase. The record is from RefSeq and is a predicted model, not a curated record. Gene Ontology annotation, molecular function: proline-tRNA ligase activity; ATP binding. Gene Ontology annotation, cellular component: cytoplasm; aminoacyl-tRNA synthetase multienzyme complex. Lineage: Eukaryota; Fungi; Mortierellomycota; Mortierellomycetes; Mortierellales; Mortierellaceae. Bases 1 to 1593 code for a protein of 530 amino acids. Gene Ontology annotation, biological process: prolyl-tRNA aminoacylation. The transcript is spliced from 5 exons.
AUGGCUCCCAAAGCUGCUAAGAAGGAGGCUGCCUCCACUGGUGCUGUCCAGAUUGGUAUCGAGUACAAGAAGGAUGUUGAUUUCCCCAGAUGGUAUCAACAGGUCGUCACUCGCUCUGAAAUGCUUGAGUACUACGAUGUCAGCGGUUGCUACAUCUUGAGACCUUAUGCCUACAGAGUUUGGCAGGAGAUUCAGCUCUGGUUCGAUAGAGAGAUUCAGGAGCUUGGCGUUGAGAACGCAUACUUCCCAAUGUUUGUCCCUGCCAAGAACUUGGAAAAGGAGAAGGAUCACGUCGAGGGCUUCGCCGCUGAGGUUGCUUGGGUCACUAAGGCUGGAAACAGCAAUCUUGAGGAACCCUUGGCUGUCCGUCCUACCUCUGAGACUGUCAUGUACCCCUACUAUGCCAAAUGGAUUCGCUCUCACAGAGAUCUCCCUCUUCGCUUAAAUCAGUGGUGCAACGUUGUUCGCUGGGAGUUCAAAAAUCCUCAACCUUUCCUCCGCACUCGUGAAUUCUUGUGGCAGGAGGGUCACACUGCUUUUGCUACCAAAGAGGAGGCUGACAGGGAGGUUUAUCAGAUUUUGGAUCUGUAUCGCCAAGUUUAUGAGGAUCUUCUUGCUGUUCCCGUCAUCAAGGGAAUCAAAUCCGAGAAUGAAAAGUUUGCUGGAGGAUUGUAUACUACCACCAUUGAGGGCUUUGUUCCCACUACUGGACGCGGUAUUCAGGCUGCCACCUCCCACUGCUUGGGUCAGAAUUUUGCAAAGAUGUUUGGUAUCUCUUUUGAGGAUCCCCAGGGACCUCUUCCCAACGGCGAGGCUAGACCCGCUCUUCAUGCCUGGCAGAACUCUUGGGGUUUGACCACCCGUAGCUUGGGCGUUAUGAUCAUGGUCCACGGAGACGAUAAGGGCUUGGUCUUGCCUCCCCGUGUUGCCUCAAUCCAGGUUGUUGUCAUCCCUUGCGGUAUCAACGCCAAGACUACAGACGAAGAUAAGGCUGCUAUUGAGGAGCGCAUCGGAGAUAUCCUUAAGCAGCUCAAGAAGGCUGGAAUCCGUGCCAAAGCUGAUGACCGUACCACCUACUCGGUCGGUUACAAGUUCAACCACUGGGAACUCCGUGGUGUCCCUGUUCGUCUCGAAGUUGGACCUAAGGAUGUCAAGAAUAACCAGGCUUUGGCUGCCCGCCGUGAUAAUGGUGAGAAGGUUACUAUUCAGCAUGCCGAGCUCGUCAAGGAGGUUCGUGAGUUGCUUGAUGAUGUCCAGAGCAACCUGUUCAAACGUGCAAAGGAGACCCGCGACGCCAACCUGGCCUAUGUAGAUGACUGGAAGGACUUUGUCCCUGCUUUGGACGACAAGAAGAUGUGUAUGAUUCCUUGGUGCGAGGAGCCAGCUUGUGAAGAUGAGAUCAAGGAGAAGAGUAAAAGCACUGGCGUUGCUACGACGGAGGUUCAGGACGAGAAGGCCCCUUCGAUGGGUGCUAAAUCGCUCUGCAUCCCUUUGGAGCAGCCCCAGGAUAGACCUAUUGUUGCUGGAGAGACCAAAUGUGUCUCUUGUGGAAAGGAUGCUAAGCGCUGGGCACUGUUUGGACGUAGCUACUAA